CGGAGGAAAGAUGAUACAGGCGGUGAUGGUGAUCAAUACUCAGGGCAAGCCUCGCCUUGCCAAGUUCUACGAAUUUCAGCCUGUGGAGAAGCAACAGGAGCUAAUACGCAGCGUUUAUACAGUUUUGAGCAGUAGAGCGGAGGAUGUGAGCAAUUUUCUGGAUGUGGAGUCUAUUUUUGGUCCGGAUACUCGGCUUGUAUACAAGCAUUUUGCAACUUUGUACUUCGUCUUUGUUUUCGAUAGUUCUGAAAACGAGCUUGCCAUGCUCGACUUGAUACAAGUUUUUGUUGAAACUUUGGACAAAUGCUUCAAGAAUGUAUGCGAGCUUGAUGUGGUGCUCAAUUACAGCAAGUUGCAUACUGUAUUGGAUGAGAUUAUUUUUGGAGGUCAAGUGCUGGAAACAAGUUCUACCGAAGUUCUGAAGGCAGUUGAAGAAAUCGCAAGGUUAGAAACAGCUUCAAACGCUAUUUCAUUGGUUCCAAAAUCUGUUUCUAGCUGGAGGAGUCGAUAGUCUACAGUCGGAGCAAUGUGUUACCAAGCAAGUCUCUUGAGCUCACACCAAGUGUUUUCAGAAAAUUCUCUCCAAUUACCAAUCACUAGGUUCUAUCUGCCUAACUUUCAACAAGAAAAAUUGACAGCUCAAAUGUUGUGUUAGAUGAACACCCCUAUUUAUGGGGAAUGCAUUUACAGUCUCUUUGGAUGGUACUUUUUGUUUUAUAGAAAUUGUUGAAGAUGAUCUCUAUGGUUGCUAAACUAGUUUGGUUAAUUGGUUGUCAUGUAAAGUUUAAAGAAUGAAAAAGAGGAUGAUCGUUCCAGUGAUGACAACGUUGGUAGGUAGAAGAUGAUGGUGACAGGCAGACGGGAGUGGUGAUUCAGUCAGGCAUAGUGUUUUACUAUUCCUAACGACAGUUCGUCGCGAAAGGUGAUUGGUACAGAUUUUUGUUGUAACAAAUUCCAAAACAAAGUACUUAAACAUGAAUUCAAGUUUCAUAUUCAUCCUUGGUUUUC
Fragaria vesca subsp. vesca is the source of this 1008-nucleotide messenger RNA. Its product is annotated as AP-3 complex subunit sigma-like. Bases 11 to 511 code for a protein of 166 amino acids. The transcript has 7 exons. Lineage: Eukaryota; Viridiplantae; Streptophyta; Magnoliopsida; Rosales; Rosaceae. Gene Ontology annotation, biological process: intracellular protein transport; Golgi to vacuole transport. Gene Ontology annotation, cellular component: intracellular membrane-bounded organelle; membrane coat; AP-3 adaptor complex. The record is from RefSeq and is a predicted model, not a curated record.